AUGCCUCUGAGUGACACUACUGCCGAUACUGAUCCGACUAGUCUUGCCUGCGCCGUUAUAAUAACGCGUUAUAGUGUCGUCGUCGACGCGCUGGUGGGGCAUGGGCCAUUUGCUUGGGUGGGCCAUUCGCUUGUGGACCACAUUAAGCUAUAA
Molecule: messenger RNA, 153 nt
Organism: Bipolaris maydis ATCC 48331
Lineage: Eukaryota; Fungi; Ascomycota; Dothideomycetes; Pleosporales; Pleosporaceae
Source: RefSeq, a predicted model, not a curated record